GCCUUUCGUUUCCCGGUGUACCCUUCUCGUUUUCGUUGCAAUGGGUUGCUACUGGUCCGCACGCGUGUCUGCGACCGCUUCCGCAAGCUUUCUGCUUUCGUGACGCCCGCGUGCACCGGGGAUGGUGCAAGACUCUGCCCGGAUAUUUCAAUAGCUCCCAUGUGUUUGACGAAAUGCCUCUGAGAGCACGCUUCAUGGGGGUGCGUUAUUAGGGGGUGAGCAAGCUUGAGUUGGCAUAAAGGUAAGAACUCUAUGGUCGCAAAGAUGAGAAUAAUGUCAAAGGAGUUGGUCGAGGCUGUCCGUUUCAUUUGUACGGUAGACUUCUGGAUAAUGGCGGUACUCUGGACGUUUUCUUUGUUGGCCUCAUACUUGCCAUUCUUCAGCCAUGGUCUUUUUGUUCGAAUUGUUUCAUACCCUCGAAAUGCCAAUGUAGAAGUUCCUGUGAGACCUCUCUGCAUUAUCACUGGCGCUACAUCUGGCUUGGGGGCCGCUGCUGCUUAUGCUCUUUCAAAAGAAGGUUUCACUGUUGUCCUUGUUGGACGGUCUGCUCAUAGGUUGUCGAAGAGAGUGGCAGAGAUUUGUAAACACAAUAAGGAUGCCCAUCUUAAAGCUUUUCAAGUUGACAUAUCAUCUAUCCAAUCAAUCUUACACUUCAGAUGCUCCCUUGAGCAAUGGCUGGUGGAAUCAAAUAUGCAUGCUUCGGUCCAACUUCUGAUAAAUAAUGCUGGAAUAUUGGCAACAUCCAGGAGAAUUACAGCUGAAGGCUUUGAUGAGAUGAUGGCAACAAACUACAUGGGAGCAUUCUUUCUGACAAAGCAUUUAUUACCACUUCUCAGAAACAGCCUUGUUCCAUCUCGGAUAGUCAAUCUCACAUCUUUUACGCAUCGAAGCGUACGUGGUAUGAUGUUUGACAAGGAAAGUGUUACUGGGAAGAGUUCCUUCAGGAUGAAACAGUAUCCAUGUGCACGGAUAUAUGGCUAUUCAAAAUUAUGCCUUCUACUGUUCUCAUACGAACUUCAUCGACGGCUUCGCUCAGAAAGUUCCUGUCAUGUUUCCAUUGUGUAUGUAUCAACAAUUCUGCUACUCUGGAUUUCACAUUCUUGUAGGACAGUUGCUGUGGAUCCUGGAGUGGUGAAAACCAGUAUCAUGCGAGAAGUUCCCCCUUACCUUUCCUACACAGCUUUUGCAGUUUUAACUGCAAUGGGCCUUUUGGAUUCACCUGAAAGUGCGGUCAACUCAAUUCUGGAUGCAGCCCUUGCCUCUCCAGAAAUUUCUGGUGUGUAUUUCUUUGGUGGGAAGGGCCGGACUAUCAACUCUUCUUCACUUUCGUACGACGCCAAACUUGCCAGAGAAUUGUGGGCCACCUCGUGCGAUUUGUUUCUGGAGGCACAGCUAUCUGCUAAAAGUACUUCCAGCGCAGAACAAAGAUGAGCAUUUAAGGGAACAAGUCUUCUUGCAAUUAGAGCCUGUCCGUCUAGAGUCCUCAAACUUCUGACAAAGCUAGCUGGAGUAUGACCAUCGAUCUGCGUUAAAGGAGUUACACAAGUGCAACGUGAUCCUCAUUUACAGUUUCGGAUAAAUAUUUAGGAGCAGAUUUUUCCCUUAGUUGUUGAUAUGCCAUCGUUGAGCCGACGCGGAUGUUGACUCUGCAGAUUUUCCUUCUAUUUGACAUCUGACAUUUUUAGUCAUUUGCUUAAACUUUUAAAUGAUUCGCUAACUUAAGCUUCGAACGAUUAACCGAAUUUAUCAACAGCUUAUGGCUGGUUGUUCUUAAUCCUCCGCAGCUUUAUGGAUUGGUCUUGUCCUUCGGUUCACAGGAGGUAAACAUGAAUAGUUACCAGAGAAAUAUGGAAUGGAAAUCUUUGGUUGCAUCACAUGCAUCGUGGGCCUUCUUGACUUGAAUAUGUCAGAGCUAUUGCAGAACACUAUCACACUCCAAGACGAGGUCAUGCCAUGCGUCAGAGACUAGAGAGACUUCUUUCUAUUGGAUUUUCUUGUAAGAAUCUCUACGUCAAUCAUGUCUGCGUUU
Molecule: messenger RNA, 2029 nt
Organism: Syzygium oleosum
Lineage: Eukaryota; Viridiplantae; Streptophyta; Magnoliopsida; Myrtales; Myrtaceae
Product: short-chain dehydrogenase TIC 32, chloroplastic-like
Exons: 10
Coding region: 253-1431 (392 amino acids)
Source: RefSeq, a predicted model, not a curated record